AUGGCAAGCUUGGAGAGAACGGAGGCAAUAUUGAAGAACGGCAAAGUGGGAGUCACGCUAGCAGAAGCUGAAGAUGGCAGCGAGAGUACGAGGAAGGCAAUCGAAUCAUGGCAUGUCGUGCAUCUGGGCUGGAAACAUUGCAACGGCUGUGCUACCAGAGGCUGCUACUCCGUUGGCCGGGCAGACGACUGGACGCAGCUGAGAGGCUUACCGGCCGUGCAAGCGCAGGAACUGAGCGACCAGCGCCCAGCGACCCGCGGCCAGCGACGCCCGCGACACCACGACGCCAUCGACUCUGCGCGUGCGACGACGUUGCCGCCGCCCGCCGCUGCGAACGCCUCGCUUGGCGCCUGCUUGCGUCACCAGUCGAUCUCGAGUCCUCGUCCGCUGCCGAAUGGCCGCCUCGUAGCGCUGGACGCGGCCGCCCACGCCCACCCCGUGCUGCGAGCUGAGCGCGCUGCGAGCCCGCCCGCCUCUGCUGCGCGCCCGCCGCCCGCGACCAUGUCCGCGCCCUCGUCCGCGCCGCCCGAUGCCUACGCGCUGCUCGAAGACUCGUUCACCCGCCCCCCGAAGCGCCCCGCGCGCCCCCACGACGCCCGCCGCAGCGACAGCUUCCGCCAGGUGCUGCCCGCCGCCGCCCCGCUGCAGCUGCCGUCGGCGCAGUCGGACAAUGAGACGGCGUCGGUCGCGAGCAGCCAGCAGUCGACGCCGCUCGCGUCGCCAGGCCCCGUCCCUGCCGACCUCAGCGGCCUGCCGCCCACGCCGCCGUCCGUCUCCCGUGACGGGCUCGCCGCCAUGGCGCCCGAGCCGCCCAACCGCAACAGCAUGGUGGGCUCCAUUGCCUCGCAGAAGUCGUCGCUCGGCACGCCCGUCAACGCGCGCAGCCCGCCCACGCCCGACCCCAGCCCGCCGCGCACUGCCGGCUCCAACGGCACCGCCAAGUCGCACAACCUGACCGUUGACCGCCCGCCGCUGUUCGCCUACCCGUCGUCCCGCGCCGAGUCGUUCACCACCGCCCGCGAAGACCUCUCCGAGACCAGCAACAGCCGCUCGGCGACGCCCGCCCUCGACCGCCUGAGCACCGUGCAGGAAGACCGCGGUCUGGGCCUGGCCUUCGAGCAGGACGACGCCGAUGUCACGCCAACUGAGCGGUCGCGGCUGUUCUACCCGAGUCUCGCCGUCGAGGAGCCCGAGCGCGACAGUGCUGCCACCGUGGCUGGUGCGCAUAACGACGACGACGACGACGACGACGACUUUCCUGUCGUGGACCAAUUGCCGAAUCGAGAGUGGAACACGGAAUUGAUGAGGAACGUGACAGUCCGCCGGAAACGCAAACCCGAUUCGUCGCCGCCCAAAGUGUCAGAUCCCGUCGUCACGGCAGCACCCGGCGCAACGUCGCCUACCACGAGCGCGCAGUCACGACGGAGCUCCGGUCUGCGAGAGCGUGUGGAAGCGAGCAGCAACAGCCCACGCAGUCCCUCCGUUGAAAACUUCGCACACUCCAUCGGCUGGCCAGCUGACGCCCAACCCGCCCCUGAACACGUGCACUACGACCCCAAGAGCAAGCGCAUGUCGACCGCCUCUGUGGCUUCGACGAUCGUCGCGGCCGUCGUCGUUGCCUCGCCACCACAGCGACAGCGAACACUCCGCCACUCCGGCAAGAACCUGGCCCUGCAGAGGGACUCCAGCUCCACGCUCAGCCGCGCCUCAGGCUCACAUUCGAACCGCAAUUCCAUGCUGUUCGAAGAUGUACCGCUACACCGACUAGUUCACAAGAAAGCCACUCUGCCAGACAGGAAUAAGCGCUUCAGCACCGAUUCAGAAACCCUGGGUGGUGCUCUCAGUACCGUGAGCACUGCUCCCCGCAAUGCCUCCCCCUUCUCUGUGCGCAGCAGUCGCACAAUUGAUAGCUCUGUGUACACUCUUGCCCACCAGGAGUCGGUCCGCAUGAUUCUGCAGCCUGCAGCUGACAUCCUCAGCAAGUCAAACUCGCAGAGACAGCCAGACAGGACCUCUCGUAUGCGCAUAUCCUCGGCGCCUGAAUCUGCAAAGCAAGCAACUAUCCCCGCGAAACCUAGAGACUUCGUGGAGUUGUCACCUCCUCAAAGUCCUCAGCACACCGCCGUGCCUACCGGUCGCUCUCCUGUAAUGUCGCCGCAGCUUCCAUAUUCGGUUCCCACGCCUGUGGACAACGCGCACCGACGUGUUGUUUCAGACUCUAGUCGCCCUGGCGAUGUUGACAAGCCACUACCUCGCAAUCCGUUGGACCUUGUUAUUGGAUCUGCGCAGCGCAAGCUCAGCGUGUAUGACGAUGAAGGUGACGACAAGGCGCCACCACCUGCUCUUCUUGAUCGCGUUCGUCUACUUGUCGCAGAACGAGAGGCUCAAGACGAAGUGGUGCCCAGCCCCACGAUCAACCAGUCACCGGCUUCCCCUGAACGUCAGAAAUCUAUAUCAUCACCUAGCCAAUUGUCUCCACCUGUGCGCAGAGGCUCACGUUCUUCAAGGGGAAGGUCAGAAGAGCGACGUCGCAGUUCUCAGAGCCAGGAUCGCACCUCGCCCUUCCAAGACGCAUACCUUCGUCGGAGCCUUGAUCGGACGUCUCCAGAGGGUUCUUCUCGUCUCAGCUACGAUUGGCAGCGAAGAACACCUGAUGACCAUCGUCGUAUCAGUUUCGAUAGAUCCACUGGACGGACCGAGGAGCAUGCAAAUGCUCGGCACCUCUACUCGCAAUCAACGCCCUUCUCGCAGUUCUCGGAUACGCCCAUUGAGGUCAGCGAGGCUACUGCAGUCAGCAUUUACCCUCACAACAACGAUUCUCUCCUUGUCGUGCAACAACCAUCGCGUGUAAACUCAAUGAUGCCCGAGGUACAGAUGACUGACGGGGACUAUUUCGAUCCACAAGAUCAUCUCGAGUUGCGUCAAGAAGUGACUCGAAGCCCAACACCACCAUUCGUCGAUGCUAUUGAGGGCCCGUCACAGGAGCCAGCCCAGCCGGCAGCGCAGCCGACUCUUACGGUUGAGCCAUCUACUCCUCCGAUGCAAAUCGACCUAUUUCAGCCUGCUGGAGUCGACUCCCCUCUGAAGAACCCGCGUUCUGCGCCAGAGCCUCCCAAGAUCAUGUUCAUACCGCCAACCCCUGCCGAGGAGCUUGACCGCCACGACCUCAGUCCGCCUGGUCCACCCAAACACUCAGACUCGCACCCGCAACGUCGCCUCUCGCUGGUGCAGCGUGCGCGCCGGUACUCUGAUAACUUCAUUUCGCCGUUCUUGGCUCGGGCUUCUAGCAAUCGCGGCCGCUACUACAGCGAGUCGCACGCGCGCUCUCAGUCGUCUCAUCGCACUCCAGAAGUUCCUACAGUGAGCGACGAGGAUGGCACCCUGCACCCUUUCUGGAGGCCGCGUGGCUUCUGGGAUGGGUUUGAAGACAGUGAUUCGGAAGAUGAAGACAACGUGCUGCCGUCUGGGGGUGACACCAGUGACGUAGAAGAUGCCGAGCCGGAGCCAUACCCAAGGCGGAGGAGUACCCUGCGUAAGAAGCUGACCAACGGAUUCCAACCUGGCUUCCUGAUCGGCAACUCGUUAGGAGUUGAGAGGCACGGCACUAACCGACGGCGCCACCACGUUACGUUACCACCACACUUUCCAUCCAAUCCCAGGACAUCACCGACAUCGUCCCCCAGGAUCUUGAAUCAGUCGCCUACACAGCCGCUCCGACCCCAGAGUAGUGGGGUUCGUAAGAGCGGAUCAAGAUCAAGUCUCCGCUCCUCUGCCUCAUUCGAGGUGGUGCCAAGGCGUCAAUCUUGGCGCAAUGGUAAGGCCAUACCUGGUCUCAAAGGCUACCAAGUCCAGUACAUUGGAGUGAGUGGCAUCAAAGACCGCCUCAAGGAGCGCACGGCGGAAAAGCGAAGAGACAAGAUCCGCAAGAGCAUUGGAUCGCGGUAUUACGUUGAGCCAAAUGGACCGAUGAGUCCCCACUGA
This is a messenger RNA of Boeremia exigua, 3981 nucleotides long. RefSeq lists its product as uncharacterized. NCBI's taxonomy places the organism in Eukaryota, Fungi, Ascomycota, Dothideomycetes, Pleosporales, Didymellaceae. The transcript has 2 exons. The coding region runs from base 1 to 3981 and encodes 1326 amino acids. The record is from RefSeq and is a predicted model, not a curated record.